Molecule: messenger RNA, 2641 nt
Organism: Vigna unguiculata (cowpea)
Lineage: Eukaryota; Viridiplantae; Streptophyta; Magnoliopsida; Fabales; Fabaceae
Product: 65-kDa microtubule-associated protein 3-like
Biological process (GO): microtubule cytoskeleton organization
Cellular component (GO): cytoplasm; spindle
Molecular function (GO): microtubule binding
Source: RefSeq, a predicted model, not a curated record
CACAGCGAGCGCUUUCAAAAACGGUCCCUUUCCUCAAAACGGCUAUAUUCUGUCUAUCUCUCUCUCUCUACAAUUCAAACUUCAAACUCUUUCUCUCGAAAACCCAUUUUCAUUCUCUUGAGAGAAAAUCAACUCAUUCCUCUUCUAGCAGCGACGACGGAAAAUCUAAACACGAAGCGAUUCACAGAUCCCUUCCGUUGUUCAGAGAUACAAGUGCCCAAAAUGUCCAAACCUCAAAAUGAUCCCCUUCUGCAAUCGGAAACAACUUGCGGAACACUUCUCUAUGAACUUCAGAUAAUAUGGGAUGAAGUUGGGGAGUCUGAAUCUGACAGAGAUAGAAUGUUGUUUGAGCUUGAACAAGAGUGUCUAGAAGUAUACAGAAGGAAGGUAGAUCUGGCAAAUCGAUCUAGGGCUCAAUUAAGGCAGGCAAUCGCUGAUUGUGAGGCAGAACUUGCAGCCAUUUGUUCAUCAAUGGGAGAGAGACCAGUGCAUAUUCGUCAGACUGAUCAAAAUGUUGGUAGCCUCAAGGAAGAGCAUGCAAGAAUUCUUCCGCAGUUGGAGGAGAUGCAAAAAAGGAAAUCUGAGCGUAGAAAUCAAUUCAUAGAAGUUCAAGAGCAGAUUCAAAGCAUUUCAAUUGAAAUACAUGGUCCUAGAGAGUAUAUUCCCGCUGUCAUAGAUGAAACUGAUUUAUCCGUGAGAAAACUUGAAGAAUUGCAUAGGCAGCUACAUGCACUUCAGAUUGAGAAGAGUAGUCGCUUAAAGCAAGUCCAGGAGUACCUGUAUACAUUAAAUUCUCUAUGUUCAGUGCUUGGUUUGGACUUCAAGCAGACAAUUAACGGAAUUCAUCCUAGUUUAUUGGAAUCAGAAGGAUCCAAGAGUGUAAGUAAUGACACCAUUCAACAAUUGGCGGUCGCUAUAGAAGAACUGCGGGAGGUUAAAUUGCAGAGAAUGCAGAAGCUCCAAGAUCUUGCUACUACAAUGUUGGAGCUCUGGAACUUAAUGGACACCCCUGUUGAAGAGCAACAGAUGUUUCAGAAUGUUACAUGUAAUAUAGCCGCUUCAGAACAUGAAAUAACUGAACCAAACACCUUGUCUGUAGAGUUCAUCAAUUUGGUUGAGACGGAAGUAGCUAGGUUAGAAAAGUUGAAAUCAAGCAAGAUGAAAGAGCUUGUAUUAAAGAAGAGAACAGAGCUGGAGGAGAUUUGUCGAAAGACUCAUUUGAUUCCAGAAAUAGAUAAUGCAGUGGAAUAUGCUGUUGACGCCAUAGAAUCUGGUUCUGUGGACCCUGCUUGUGUGCUCGAACAAAUUGAACUUCAGGUUGCCCAAGUCAAAGAAGAAGCUUUUAGCCGAAAAGAGAUACUUGAAAGGGUUGAGAAAUGGUUGGCAGCAUGCGAUGAAGAGUCUUGGCUUGAGGAAUACAACAGGGAUGAUAAUCGAUACAAUGCUGGGAGAGGUGCUCAUCUUACUCUCAAGCGAGCUGAGAAAGCUCGUGCCUUGGUGAACAAAAUUCCAGCAAUGGUGGAUGGUCUGACUUCCAAAACUAUUGCAUGGGAGAAGGAAAAAGGAAUUGAAUUCACAUAUGAUGGUAUUCGUCUACUUUCCAUGCUUGAAGAAUACACUAUAUUACGCCAAGAGAAAGAGCAAGAACGCCGUAGGCAGCGGGAUUUGAAGAAACUCCAGGGACAAAUGAUAGCGGAACAGGAGGCACUAUAUGGGUCAAAACCAAGCCCUUCAAAGCCCCAGAGUGUGAAAAAGGGGCCUAGGAUGUCAACUGGAGGAUCAACUAGUAGGAGAGUCUCGCUUGGGGGAGCAAUGCUUCAAACUCCAAAGCCUGAUUCAAAAGCUACUCACGCACGUGCCAUGAGAAAGACUGACAAAGGGCACCAAAUUGAGCAUUUAAAUUACCUGGAUGAUGGCAUUUCAGGUUUAUCAGCAGCUAGACGAGGGCUGGAUAUUGCUGGCGUUCCUGUUAAAAAACACUCAUUUGGUGCUGGGACUUCAAUCAUAGAAUCUCCUCUGACACGACAACCUUUUUCUCCUAUCUCUUCUAACAAUGUAGCUUCAAAAGCUAAUGUGGCAAAUUCUACAGAUGACUAUAAACCGGGUGAGAAGUUGCAGAGAACACUGUCGCUUAACAAUGUACCAUUCACUACUCCCUCCAAGACAGCUACUAGUUUGGUAGAUGAAGAGAAUAGAACUCCAAAGACAAUGCCUAUUCCUUUCCCCGCUACCCCAUCCACAGUAUCAGUUCCAAUGAGUAUGGCUAUGACUCCAGUUCCUUCAUCAAUUAUAAAGAACAUAAAUUUGAAUUCAACUCUCACAACCACAGCAGUUCCGUAUGGAAAUGACUUGGUUCAAGAGAUUGAAUAUUCCUUUGAGGAAAAAAGGCUUGCUUAUAUGAUGUUAGCAUGAUUGUUUCUUAGGUGUUUCAUUUUACUUCCUGUGAUGGAUUAAUCACAAGUCAAUUGUAAUUGGCUUCCUGAUUGUGGUGUACAUUUGGAGAAGUGGAACAGAUGUACUAAUUUGAGAUUUUUUUGCGGUCUCAUUGUCAUUUAGUUUUCUUCAUUGCAAAGAUUAUUAUUAGCACUUUGAAUUCAAAAUAUUUCAUGAUGAAAUAUAGCAUUUACUUGCCUUAUUGUAA